AGAGAAGACACAGACACCUUACGCCACCUCAACGUGAUGCUGAUGUUCACGGAGUGCAUGCUGGACCUGAUGGCCGUGCGGGGCAGCCACCCGGAGCUGUGCACAUCUGCUGUCUCCUUGUACCAGAUCCAGGAGAGUGUGGCCAUGGACCAGAUCAGCCAGCUGAGCAAAGACUGGGGGCGUGUGGAGCAGCUGGUGUUAUACAUGAAAGCCACACAGCUCUUAGCAGCCUCUCUGCAUCUCGCCAAAGCCCAGAUCAAGUCUGGGAAGCUGAGCCCGUCCACGGCUGUGAAACAAG
This is a messenger RNA of Enhydra lutris kenyoni (northern sea otter), 298 nucleotides long. Its product is annotated as serine/threonine-protein kinase ULK2-like. The record is from RefSeq and is a predicted model, not a curated record. Gene Ontology annotation, molecular function: protein serine/threonine kinase activity. The annotation marks the transcript as partial. The transcript is spliced from 2 exons. NCBI's taxonomy places the organism in Eukaryota, Metazoa, Chordata, Mammalia, Carnivora, Mustelidae.